AUGCUUGAUGACAUCGGAGUCACUUCGGUGGCACAAACCGUGAAAAAUCAUAAGUCGUCGUACGUGCAAGGCGCGGAGUGGCUGGCAAAGAAGAAAAAAUUGAGAGAUGCAUGGUUCACAUCUCAACAUAAGACGACGACGACGACGACAGAUCCACCCUCUGAUCGAUCCUCUACUAUUCUUUUCGCAGUAUUCGGAUUCCUCGCUUUGAUAACGAUCAUCGCGCUAGUGACUUGGGCUGUGAAACGAAACGUCGUGAAACAGCAAGGGAAGCGUGACCGCAAAGUCCAGGAACAUCAAGAACUACUCGAGCAGUCUAUUCGCUCGAGGUCUUUGCUGCUCGACAUAGAAAAUUAA
Necator americanus (New World hookworm) is the source of this 357-nucleotide messenger RNA. RefSeq lists its product as uncharacterized. The record is from RefSeq and is a predicted model, not a curated record. Lineage: Eukaryota; Metazoa; Nematoda; Chromadorea; Rhabditida; Ancylostomatidae. The transcript has 3 exons. The coding region runs from base 1 to 357 and encodes 118 amino acids.